Molecule: messenger RNA, 2528 nt
Organism: Lolium perenne
Lineage: Eukaryota; Viridiplantae; Streptophyta; Magnoliopsida; Poales; Poaceae
Product: U-box domain-containing protein 75
Biological process (GO): protein ubiquitination
Molecular function (GO): ubiquitin protein ligase activity
Source: RefSeq, a predicted model, not a curated record
AUUCUGCCCUCACUCACACAAACACACAAGAAAGACCCUCUUCUCCCUCCACCCACUCUAUCUAGCCCACUCUGGAUCUCAGUCACAUUCUUCAGUUUCUCCCUCCCUCCCCCUUCUUCCUCCAUCCUCCUCUCUUAUCAGAUCUCCUCAUAUCUCGGCGACGGAAUCGUUGCAAUCCAAACACCCAAAAGCUUCCAUCUCAAGCCCCCUUGCUUCCUCCUUUUGACUGGUAGGUAGCUGGAGAAAUCCAAGAAAAGCAACAAGUCAAGAAAGAGGGAAAGCCAGGAGUGGAGGCAAGGAAGAAAGAAAGAUGGUGAUGAUGCUGCUCAUAAGUCGCCCCAUGAUUCACCGCAUCAUCCCCUCUCCUCCUGCGCGCUUGUAGCCACCGGACCCUCGCCGUCCGUCCGUGUACACUACCUUCGGUGGGCGGUGGAGUUUGGUUUCUGGGCAGACGGUCGCCGCCACAAUGCCGCAGUUCCAGGAGCUGCCCUGCGGCGGGCAGGUGCUGGACAUCGACGCCGCGCUCAAGGACGGCAUCCUCGGGUGCGGCCCGGAGCCCGGCGACGGCGCGCUGGGCGACGGAGCGAAGCAGCAGCCGGUGGAGCUGCGGAAGAUGAUGGACGAGCUGGACGCGGCGGGGGACGCCCCCGGCCCCGGCGGCGGCGACGAGCCCGUGCCCGCCGUCUUCAUCUGCCCCAUCUCGCUGGAGCCCAUGGUGGAUCCGGCCACGCUCUGCACGGGGCAGACCUACGAGCGCGCCAACAUCGCGCGCUGGCUCGCGCUCGGCCACCGCACCUGCCCCACCACCAUGCAGGAGCUCUGGGACGACGCGCUCACCCCCAACGCCACGCUCCGCCAGCUCAUCGCCGCCUGGUUCUCCCGCCGCUACGCCCGCUUCAAGAAGCGCGCCGCCGACUUCCACGGCCGCGCCGCCGACCUCGUCCACGCCCUCCGCGGCACCGCCGUCCCCCGGCGCCACCCGCUCAAGGGCAAGGCCCGCGUCGCCGCGCUCCAGGAGCUGCGCGCCCUCGCCGCCGCCCACCAGUCCGUCACCAAGGCCGUCGCCGACGCCGGCGGCGUCGCGCUGCUCACCUCGCUCCUCGGCCCCUUCACCUCCCACUCCGUGGGCUCCGAGGCCGUCGCCAUCCUCGUCUGCGGCGUGCCGCUCGACGCCGACGCCAAGGCCGCGCUCAUGCAGCCCGCCAAGGUGUCCCUCGUCGUGGACAUGCUCAACGAGGGCGCGGUGGACACCAAGAUCAACUGCGUCCGCCUCUUCCGCAUCCUCAUGGAGGAGAAGGCCUUCCGGCCGGAGACGGUGGCGAGCCUCAGCCUCCUGGUCGGAGCCAUGCGCCUUGUCCGGGACAAGCGGCAUCAGGACGGCGUCGCCGCCGGGCUGGAGCUGCUCAAUUCCAUCUGUGCCGUGCAUAGACCCGCCAGGAGUAUGAUUGUCAGCAUCGGCGCGGUGCAGCAGCUGGUGGAGCUGCUGCCGGAGCUGGCGACGGAGUGCGUAGAGCCAGCAUUGGACGUCCUGGACGCGCUCGCCGCCGUCCCGGAAGGCAGGAUGGCUCUCAAGGAUUGCCCGAGGACGAUACCCAAUGCCGUCCGGUUGCUGAUGAGGGUGUCCGAAGCCUGCACGCGGCGAGCGCUGUCGAUGCUGUGGGUGGUCUGCAGGAUUGUUCCUGAGGAGUCUGCCCCUGCGGCCCUGGAGGUUGGGCUGGCCGCCAAGCUUCUCCUGGUCAUCCAAAGCGGCUGCGGGCCGGAGCUGAAGCAGCAAGCCUCGGAGUUGCUCAAGCUCUGCACCAUGAAUUGCACAUCCACCGCCUUCCUCGCAAAGUGCAAGCUCACAAAGACAAUUCAAUGAGAAGGGACAUAUAUCAAUUUGCUUCGAUCUGCUUGCAGUUUCCAUCGGUGGCCAGUCUUGCAUAAUCUGGAUCAAGGGAUGGAUGGGAUUGGCAAAUUGGUGGAUGAUGAAGACCCAUGUAAAUAGUCUCGCAACUAGCCGAACUUGCUGUGUGGUCAUUUGAAAACAUAAGAGUGGACGAAUGGAUCGUCCGCCAUCGACAUGAAGCCUUGAGCCACAAUGCAGCAUCAGCGCCGCCCAAAUCGGUGGCUAGCCGGCGGAUGUACAUGCGAAUUGGUGUGAAUUGGUCAGCUCAAUAAGCACUCAACGGGUGGGUUGUGGUAAGUAUAGCCAGUUUUGGUAUAAGUAGCUGAGGAGCCUCCAAUUUUAGGUUUUGGGUCUGUCAGGACUGUAGUUCUUCCUUCUUCUUGUCUUCGGUGUAAUUGAUGAUAUAAAUUGGGUAGAAUUGCAUACAGUGUUGUUGCUUCAGAAACUGGUGUGCGCACAUUGGCACAUUGCCAUAGCUAGGGUGGAGUUUUGAGUUCUUCCUGCAUCAUGAUCAUGUGUUUCUCCGGUCAAAUUUGGGAAGUGUACACUUUGCCUCUAGCUUUGUACUGAAAAGAGUUACUGCAGUUUGAAAUUGAAACAGUUGAAAGAUGAGGUACUAAGCAAUGAGCCUCCAAUUUUA